Molecule: messenger RNA, 1453 nt
Organism: Xiphophorus hellerii (green swordtail)
Lineage: Eukaryota; Metazoa; Chordata; Actinopteri; Cyprinodontiformes; Poeciliidae
Gene: dgcr6
Product: DiGeorge syndrome critical region gene 6
Exons: 5
Coding region: 304-894 (196 amino acids)
Source: RefSeq, a predicted model, not a curated record
AAUCUCAGCAAUUACAGACAGGCAGGUUUACAGGCUGCUAUUUUGGGGUCCUCUUAGAUUAAACAGAAAUACAGUUAAAGCAACCAGUCUGUUCCGGUAUAUUAAAUAGAUUUAUAAAAUUAUUCGGGUUUUAGUAACUUUAAAAAAAACAGUUUAUAUCCAUGGUGUUGUAAAUUACUUGAGCGAUGUUCGUUCUUAAAGUUUAAGCCAUGAACAGUAAAAUGGGGUUAGCUGAACUUGGUAACGUUCAUUAUCUAUUUUGACCAACGUUUCAAGCAGUUGUCGUAUUUAUAGUUUAAAAACAUGGAUGAGUACCCCGGAGUCACCGACACCGACAGGGAUUCAACAAAACUACAGGAGAGACAUUACUACCUGCUAUCUGAACUGCAAACUUUAGUCAAAGACUUACCAAGCUCCUUCCAGCAGCGGCUGACCUACAACACGCUGAGCGACCUGGCUUUAGCCCUCAUUGAUGGCACAGUAUAUGAGAUUGUGCAGGGCCUCCUGGAUAUUCAGCAUCUGACAGAAAAAAAUCUGUACAACCAAAGGCAGAAGCUGCACUGUGAACAUCAAGGACUCAAACAAGAUCUGGUUCGAAAACACAAGGAUGCAUUACAGUCAUGCAAGCCGCACAACCUUUCACUUCUCAAGACAACCCAGCAAACUGAACUUGAGGCUUUGGAAGUUCGGGUUCGCGAGGAGCAAAAGAUGAUGGAUAAGAAGAUUGUUGUAGAAAUGGACCAAAAAGUGACUGACCAGCAGAACACCUUGGAGAAGGCAGGAGUCCCAGGGUUUUACAUCACCACUAAUCCUCUGGAGCUCACGAUGCAGAUGAACCUGCUUGAACUGAUUCUCAAGCUUCAACAGAAGGAGUCGCAAGCCGGGCUGCUAUGAGACAGAUGUGCCAACAGAGACAGUAUUUUUCUAUUUUUGUCAUAUACAGAAGAUCAAAAAAAAAAGAUGUGAUCAAAGAUUUGGUCACAUCCUGGAAAAAUUAAGUUUUGGCCUGAAGGAGAACAGUGGGACAUUUUGACAGACCAGAUCAAAGUUAAGAAAUGAUAAAAGUGGGCCUAAUUCCUGUUAAUGCACUGUAAACUUUCUUAAGGACACUUUGCCUGUUAUUUUGUCCUCCGACUUAAAGCAAGGGGACAGUUUUGAUGUAUCUCUCAUUACUUUUCUAAGAAAUACCCACAGUUUUGAGUAUUUUCAGUUUUUUUGCACAAUUUUUUUGUUUUUUUUAUCCCAUGUUCACUUGGAAGUUUCAUCUGUUAUUAGGUCAUAUUGAGUUUAGUGUUAUAAUAAUGGCACAUGUGACCUUACUUUAGUUGUCAGUAAAUUUAUGUUUUGGAAUUAUGUUCCUAAUGUAUGUUAAUCUGCUGAAACUGUGAAGAAUAAGUCUUUAGGUUAGAGUUUUUUUUAUUUUUUUUUAAUUUCCUAAAUAAAAGACAACUGG